Messenger RNA from Amphiprion ocellaris (clown anemonefish), 5968 nucleotides. RefSeq lists its product as uncharacterized. The record is from RefSeq and is a predicted model, not a curated record. Gene Ontology annotation, biological process: regulation of telomere maintenance via telomere lengthening; telomere capping. The transcript is spliced from 13 exons. NCBI's taxonomy places the organism in Eukaryota, Metazoa, Chordata, Actinopteri, Pomacentridae. Gene Ontology annotation, cellular component: shelterin complex. Gene Ontology annotation, molecular function: telomeric repeat DNA binding. The coding region runs from base 1701 to 4931 and encodes 1076 amino acids.
ACAUCUGGAAGACCUAUCAGAGGUUCCCCGACCAGAGCUCUCAGCAGUAGUGCCAACACAAAGCCAGAGCAGGCUCCAUACUGGUUCACCCACCGGGUUGAAGUUAUGCUUGUGAUGGCGCUGGUAAUACGUUUCUUGAGAUGAUUCAAGACUCGUAUCUUCACCUGAUACACCAUGGCCUUCAAGUGCCCCCAAAGAUAUUCCGGCCUAUCUGGGAGGCAGAAGACAAAAGUGUCGAGUUGGCUGACGACAUCACAGAUGCAGCGAGUGAUCCUACACCGACCACUGAGAUGGUAGAAAGGGCAGAGAUGCUCAAGUGCAGUUGGCAAGAUCAUGCCAACUUUGCCUUGUUCAUACGGGCUGGGAAGCUGUACAUGGUCUGGUUCAAGCAUUACUGCUGAUGCUGCACCAAGCCACCUGUCCAUCGCUCCAUUUUCCCAUCACUCAUGAACAAGAUCCCGAGAUACUUGAACUCCUUCGCUUCGGGAAGCAACUCCCCCCACAACCCAGAGGGAGCAAUCCACCAGUUUCCGGCAGAGAACCGGAGGUGCUGAUCCGCAUCCCCGCCGCUCCACACUCGGCUGCAAACCGCUCCAGUGCGUGCUGAAGGUCACGGUUUGAGGAAGCCAACGGAACCGAUCAUCUGCAAAAAGCAGAGACGUCAUCCUGAGGUCCCCAAACCGGACACCCUCCUCACCUUGGCUGCACCCUGAGAUCCUGUCCAUGAAUACCACAAACAGGAUCGGAGACAAGGGACAGCCCUGGCGGAGCCCAACACCCACUGGAAAUGUGUCUGACUUUGUGCCAAGUUUGCCGAUACAACUCUCACUUUGGUUGUACAAGGACCAAAUUGCUCGUAUCAGCAAGCCCAGUGCCCCAUACUCCCACAGCACCCCCAACAGAGCCCCGUCGGUGGACACAGUCAUAGGCCUUCUCCAGAUCAACAAAGCACAUGUGGACUGGAAGGUCGACCUCCCAUGACCCCCUCAGCAGCUCUGGAAGAGUAAAGAGCUGGUCCACCAUUCCACAACCAGGAAUCCGAGAUUUGACAAAAAUGUCGGAGCCUCUCUUCCCUUCCAGCACCCUAGAGUCUUUGUAGUUAAUCAGAAGUAAAGCAUGACUGUCAUCACCUAACUCCAUUUCAGUCCAGCCAAUAGUUUUCGAGACAUUGCUCUGAAAAAUGUCAUUGUGCCACCAGAUGUAAAGUCAAGAGAUAACCAAAUUUAAUGUGUUUUAUCCUUUGGUGGCUGUGAAUAUUUGUACAAAAUAGUUACUGAGAGAGCAUCUAGUAUGCAUCCUAUGCCACUGGGCUGCAGCAAAUUCUGAUAAACAGUUAUACCAAGCCAAGGAACAUGAAGCUAAGCUGGAUGACAUCAGUAUAGGUCACAGAGUACAGUCCUAUCAUUAAUGUGUAAAGGAUCUCCACAGAUGAGAUGAGAUUCCCUUUUCUGCCAAGCUGGUUCCAGUGUUCGUUUGGAGCCAUAUCAACAGUUCUUUGUAUUUCUACCAACUUAGCACUUGCUCCAGGCUCCAACAACGGCUUCUAACUCUUUGCUGGGCCAGAGUUCAGAGCCGAAUACGUCACGGGCUGGGGGCGGAGUUACGGUGACCAACGAUCAACGGCAGAAACACAGAACCGCCAUUUUUAAAAAAAAAACAGCGGUGGAGACGCAGUUUGUGUUUUUGCGCAGUGUAGCAAAAUGAAGAGCAAAAGUAAGCACAGUUGGUCAGAAGAGGAGACUCGGUGCUUCCUGGCACUGUGGUCUUCGGAUGAGGUCCAGGAAAAGUUAGAGGGAGCCACUCGAACCAAACCGGUGUUCAAAAAUAUCCAGCGGGAGAUGGCUGCAGCCGGGUACCAGCGGAGCCUCGACCAACUGAUCAACAAACUGAAGAAACUCAAAGUGGAAUACAGGAACCAAAGAAUGGAGCCGAGACGCAGCGGCAGUGGUCGACCGAAAAGGAGUCCCUAUUUUGACCUGCUGCAUUCAGUGCUUGGAGACAGACCGGCGAAACAAGCAAGGUGGUCUCUGAAGUCCCCCACAGCCUUGCUGGAGUCGAUGGUCGACGGGUCCUCGGUGCAGACCCCCGACCCUGAUCCUGACACACGCUUGUGUUCUUGGUCAGAUACAGAGGUCCAGGCAUUGUUGACGCUUUGGGCAAGUCCUGAAGUUCAACAAGAGCUUAUCUUCAGCAUGAGAAAUGAGAAAGUUUACACUUACCUCAGUGCCAAACUCACAUCACUUGGAUUUAACAAAGAACCAAAGAAGUGCAGGGAGAAAAUUAAAAAACUGAAGCAGUUGUACAAGAGGAUCAAGAACGGCCAUCACGUGGGUGGCAGUGGCAGUGUCUGGUUUUCCAUUAUGGAUGAAGUCCUCGGUUCCCAGACUGCAGCAGUGAAACAUUCAGAAACAGCAGAUCCUUCCUCCACAGAGUCCUCACUACCCACUCAGUCAGUUCUCUUGGAUGUCAACACGGAUGAUGAAUCCCUGUGGCUGCCAGAUGAAAUCCAAGUGCUGAUGACCCUCUGGGCACAACCCAACAUUCAGGAACUGCUUCUCACCUCAGCAGCCAACAAUGGAGUUUUCACGUAUCUCAGCAGUGAACUGGCUUUGGUGGGAUUUACCAAGACGUCACAUCAGUGCAGUCUGAAAGUGAAUAACCUUAAAGAGGAGUACAAAAGAAUCAAACAAUUGGGACUAUCUGGGGAUGUUAAAGGUGACUGGUUUAUUAUUUUGGAUAGUGUCCUCUGCCCUGAUGGAGAGAAGUUGAAAGAGAAGGAUUCAUCUAUGGUGCUAACAGAACCUAAAUCACCAGAAGACAAGCAUGUGAAUGAGCAAGCUGUUUGGACGUCAGAUGAAGUGAAACUGCUGCUCACUAGAUGGGCAGAAGAGAGCGUCCAGCAGCAGCUCAGAUCCACUAAGAGAAAUGAGAGAGUGUUCGCUCAGCUGAGCUCAGAACUGGCCACUCAGGGCUUCGAUAAGACCACCAGCCAGUGCAGGUCAAAAAUACAACUGCUGAAACAAAAGUACAAAAGGAUUAAGGAGCAGAAGGACUCUAAAAAGCAACAAAGCAGAUGGUUUGUAAUCAUGGAUAAAGUCCUUGGCAGCUGCAAGUCAGAGGUUGUAGCAGCUGAAGGCACAGAUCUGGAGCAUCCAUCUCUGCAGGCAUCACAGCAACACAUACCUGAAACAGCAGAAGGUUGCCAUUUGUCCAUCUCCUCAUUGUGUCUUCUGGUUCCACACCUGCGUCUGAUGAGUGCCUUUGCCUGGCAGGUGGUCCAGUGUCGUAAUGUGGUACAUUAUGGAAAGGUGGAGGAGCUGGUGAGGUUGGUGACGGAGUUAGUUCCAGAGCUUCUGACUCCCAGAGAGAAAGUACAGCUCCUGCUCAGACUACGAGCAAGGCUUGUGCUGGAGUUGUGUCUCAAUGAGAGCACAGCCAACCUGCUGAAUAUCCAGCCCCACCUGAAGGUCAUUGAAGACCUCACAAUAAGCUGCAGCUCUGAUCAGGAGGAGUUGGAGGAGUUGGAAGAAUCAAAGUCGAACUUUGUGGAGGUUGUUCAUACUUUGCUGGAGGACACGGAUGAGCUAAAGAUAUUUUUCAAGGAAGUCUUUCCCAUCCACUAUGGCCAAGAAUAUGAAGUCACAUUGCACACAUUGGUGUGGAAAUUUAUCUCCAGACUGGACAAUCUGUUGCCUAUCCCUGAUAUUAAGCAGACUGCAGAGUGGCUCAGCACCAGUCCCUCUAUUAUGGAGGAAUGUGAACGGCUUGUUUUGGAACCAAAUCAGCUGAAGGCGCUACUUCACUUCCAUCAGCAACAGUCAGGAAACACAAACCAAUGCUUCUCUCAAGCACAGAAUAUGUUUUUGCCUACACUGUCUCUUCACUCCAAAGCAAACUGGAAGCAGCUUGCUUCAGAGCAACAGGAAAUGUUAACAGAUGAUGAAGAGCAGUUUGAUUACAGUGAAGAUGAAGAGCCAGUGGAGGAAAACCAACAUGACAAUGAAUCAACUGUGGAGGACUGUAGUAAAGGAAAUGAAGACCUGACAUUAAAAGAUGAACAAAGGAAUGGCAUGAUGACUGCAACUGCCCCAAAUUUAAAUCAUGCCUCUGUACACCUUCAGACCUGCUCACUGUGUCCGUACUCUGACAACAAAGUGUCAGAACUUCUGAACCACAUCAGAAAGGAGCAUCUGAUCCAGGAGCCUACCGGUCUUUUCUCUGCAGAACCUGGAGAAGACGUCCUUCAGAAAGUCAACUCUCAGAUGCUCAAGAGCAAAACGAACACUUGUGAGUAUUGUGGGAAAGUCUUCAAGGAUGUGGCAACACUGAAAACACACAUUAAAACACACAUUCCGAUAUACCACUGCGACAAGUGUGACAAGAAAUACUCCUCCAAGGCGGCACUGAUUGUGCACCAGCGGAUUCACACGGGCGAACUUCCGUAUUUGUGUUCGCACUGCGGCCGCGGCUUCAGGUCUUCACAUAUGCUCCAGCUGCACGUUCGUACACACACUGGAGACCGGCGCUACACAUGUCACAUUUGUGGGAAGACUUCAGUCCAGCAUCUGGCAAGACACAUGCGCAUGCACAGAGGAGAAAAGAACUAUCUGUGUUCUGAAUGUGGGAAGACUUUUCUCUCCUCUGGGGAGUUAAGGCUGCACACAAGGUACCACACUGGUGAGCGACCUUACACAUGCAAACACUGUGGGAAAAGUUUCACUGCAAAAUGCCAUCUGAUGGUUCACACACGCCGACAUACAGGAGAGAGUCCGUACAGGUGUUCGCUGUGUCCAAAAUCCUUUUGCACUCUGAAAACACUGAAAAAGCACAUGAUGAUUCACUCGAACCAAAAGUCUUUUCAGUGUUUAAAGUGUGGUAAAAUAUUCAGGCACGAGGAAACUUUUAAAAUGCACAGUGAGACUCACAAAUGAUUAAAUGUGAAACUAGUUUAAAGUCAUUCUGCAGUUGGAUUCAACAAAUUCUCGUGACUGCUGACUCUGAUCAUUUCUCUUCUUCCAUCAUACUACACUGGAGAAGAAUGGACUUUUGUUUAUGCUACCCUCAAUCCUGAAAACUUGAUAAGCAUUUAGCAGUCUGCAACUGAACUAUCUUUACCAAAGAAAUAGUCCCUUUUACUUAUUAACUCACCCUGUGAGAUGUUGACGUCAUUUCAGGCUUAAACAAAGUGGAGAUUUCACUUCGACUGCUCACUGGAACGUUCAGACUGAGGGCUAAUAUUAUAUAACAUGUCACUGCCAUGAAUAUUUAGUAAUUCUACUACAUGAAAGUGACUCAACAGUGAGAACUGUCUUUUCUUGGCCUGAACAUUAAGCCUUAAUGUGUCUUGACUUGUGAAUGUAUCGUUUUUAGACAGAAAAGACUAAUUGUACUAAUUACAGAUUGAAGAGGACACUAGCCCAAUUUUUUUAAAAUCCGUUUUUGUCAAACUGAGCCAAAAACAUCUCAGCCUUUUGCUGCACAGUUGUUGCUUCUUCUAUGGCAGUAUAUUACUGCCAUACUUUUCAUGCAGUGCCCCAAAACUGCCUUUUUCCAAACUUGAGGAUCCAAAAUGGCUCAUAGGUAGUCUUUUUACUGGGCUCCCUCGACCUCUAAGUGUGAUGGCAAAUGGCUUCUGGUGAUUCCUUCACUAUCCGUUGUGUUUGUGAUGUUGUAUGUGUUGUGUAUGUGGGAAUACACUGAAAGCUUCUACCCUCUGAUGUCCAAGCAGUUCCUGGGUGUUUUUUUGUUUUCUUAUUAUUUUUGUUUUAUUGUUACUCAAUGUAGGCUCUCUUUUCACUGCAAUACAAAGUCCUGGACCUAUGUGGAAACAACCCAACAGUGACAAAUAUGUCUCUUGCAUUGUGACAAAAGCGCAAGAAUCAUAAAAAAAAAGUUGACUUCCUUGUAUUUCGUUCAUAAUUUCUUUAUUCAUUGUUUUUACAAAAAUGGAAUAAAUCUGAAGAGCUGA